Messenger RNA from Lutra lutra (Eurasian river otter), 572 nucleotides. Its product is annotated as sterol regulatory element-binding protein cleavage-activating protein-like. Gene Ontology annotation, biological process: SREBP signaling pathway. The transcript has a single exon. Bases 36 to 485 code for a protein of 149 amino acids. Gene Ontology annotation, molecular function: sterol binding; protein binding. Gene Ontology annotation, cellular component: Golgi membrane; endoplasmic reticulum membrane. Lineage: Eukaryota; Metazoa; Chordata; Mammalia; Carnivora; Mustelidae. The record is from RefSeq and is a predicted model, not a curated record.
CAGGGGCCAUCACAGCGGUGUACGUUGACCAGACCAUGGUGCUGGCCAGUGGAGGACAAGAUGGGGCCAUCUGCCUGUGGGAUGUGCUGAAGGGCAGCCGGGUUAGCCACAUGUUCGCUCACCGCGGGGAUGUCACCUCCCUUACCUGUACCACCUUCUGCGUCAUCAGUAGUGGCCUGGAUGACCUCAUCAGCAUCUGGGACCGGAGCACCGGCAUCAAGCUCUACUCCAUUCAGCAGGACCUGGGCUGUGGUGCAAGCUUGGGGGUCAUCUCCGAUAACCUGCUGGUGACUGGCAGCCAGGGCUGUGUCUCCUUUUGGGACCUAAACUACGGGGAUCUGUUACAGACCGUCUACCUGGGGAAAAACAGUGAGGCCCAGCCCACUCGCCAGAUCCUGGUGCUGGACAAUGCCGCCAUUGUCUGCAACUUCGGCAGCGAGCUCAGCCUCGUGUACAUGCCCUCCGUGCUGGAGAAGCUGGACUGAGCAGGGGUGGGAGCUGACGGUGUACAGCUGAGUCUUCAGAAGCGGUCUCUGAACUGUCCUGUCCUGCCUCGUGACUGUAAUAAUAUU